Manis pentadactyla (Chinese pangolin) is the source of this 4332-nucleotide messenger RNA. RefSeq names its product centrosomal protein of 162 kDa-like. NCBI's taxonomy places the organism in Eukaryota, Metazoa, Chordata, Mammalia, Pholidota, Manidae. Gene Ontology annotation, biological process: cilium assembly. Gene Ontology annotation, cellular component: axonemal microtubule; centrosome; centriole. The record is from RefSeq and is a predicted model, not a curated record.
AACAGAAUUCAAAUGGUUAAGAGCGUGGGUUUGGAUUCAAAGAAUCUGGUUUGGUCUUAGUUCCACCACCUGCUGUGUAGCCUUGAGCAAAUCACUUUAACUUUCAUAUAAUCCAGUUUCCUCAUUUGUGAAAUUGGGUAUGAUGAUAGUAGUAGUUGCCUCAUAUGGAGUUUGUGAUGAAAAUAAGACAGUGUAAGCCAACCUGUUAGUGCCUGGCACACAGUAACUAGCUAAUGAAUGUUGCCUGUUUUUUUUAAUAGCCAUUUCCGUAAAACUAUCCCAUUUUUCUUUAGUUUUCUAUAACACUUUACAGUGGAAGGUUUUGAUAUAUUCAGAAAUACAAAUCUGAAAUCAGUUGGCAUUUGCACUAUGAGUGAAAAAUGAAUUAGAGAAAAUCUUUGUGUCCUGUAGAAGGCAGACAUUUGCGAACCAUGACGGAUCCUUGGUGAUGUUGACCUGACAGUCGGCCGGGACAUAUUUAGUGAUCCCUAGCAUGAGAUUUCAUCUUAGUUUCUUCCCCACCACUCCCUUUUUUUUUUUUAAUCCCUCCCUUUCUCAUCUUUUUCUCCUUUGACAACAUAGCCUAAGAAUCAAACCUGUCAGUAACAAGCAUUGUCUUCCAGGGACAUCCAGAGAAAGCAUUACAGUGUCAGUGAUUACAUUUACUACCUGUGGAAGUACUGAUUUUAAAAGACACAUUGCCCUGAAGUUCAUGAGAAUCGUCCAUACCCUUUGCCUGCCAUUCUAAUCAUGCCAUUUAGAACAUGCAUUUUUAAGGAUUUCACAGACCCAUUAAUAUGCCAGCUACCCCCUCCCACAAAGAUAACACAAAAUUUGUGUAUCUGUGUAUAUAUUUAUAUUUUUUUCUGGUUUUCAAUAAUUCUACAAACAUUAAGCACAGAUCAUCUGCCAGGCAUUAGGCCAGAUACAGUGAAGAUAGUACAUGGUUUUCAUUAGAUCUUCAAAGAUCCUUGAUUUUCAUCAGGUUCUUAAAGAGGUUAAUAACCCAGAGCACCUUAGCACAGAUUGGUGCUUUCUGAUCUCAGUUUGAGUCACUCAAGGCUGGGGGUAAACUGGGUCUAGUCCUUGCUCUCCCUCAUCCUGACAUUUUCAGAAAUAUCCAGUCUCUAAGUCUGCUCACAGAAAGUUCCAGAAACAUGAAUGCCCACUGUGACUGUAUCCAAUCUCUUCAUUUUCUUCAUUGCGGGAAGCCAAGCCAGAAACAGAAAAAAGAGGGUGCAGAUAGUCCCCCCUGGCCUUUCCACCCCUGGUCCACACAGUCAGGAUGUGCUUAUUCCUACAGCCACUCACCCACUUACUCCUGUGAAAUGUGCAAAACUGACAUAAGGCCCUUUGGCUCUGGGCAUUUUUGCAACUUUUUUUUCCAAGUAAGCAUUUUGGAAAGAAUUGUUUUCAGGUAAAACUUUUUUUCUGAGAUGAUAUAAGUAGUUUGAAAAACAUUUUGCUUACUGAAAAACUGAAAAAUUUGAAAGACUUUAAAAAUAUUUAAAGGAUAUAGCUGUUGUGAGCAUAUAUACUUAUGUUUUAUAAGUACUAGCAAUUUUAACUAUAUGUGAUUUUCUAUUUAUGAAGGAAAAUGAAAGACUAUAUAAUCAAGUGAAAGAUCUCCAAGAACAAAACAAGAAAAAUGAGGAGCGAAUGUUCAAGGAAAACCAGAGUUUAUUCAGCGAGUUAGCUUCCUUAAAAGAGCAGAUGCACCAAAGUCAUUUCCUACCUCAAGUAGCUGAGACUUCAGAGCCUUCUGGAAACUGGAAUUUUACAGAUCUCUUAACAGAACUACGGGUGGCACAGAAAGAAAAAAUAAGUUCAUUAGAAGACAUCAAAAGACUGAAACAGGACAAACAAGCUCUUGAAGUAGACUUGGAAAAAAUGAAUAAGGAGAUCCAGGCCAAGGAUCAGAUUGCUUACGCCACAGGUGAAAAAUUAUAUGAAACAAAAAUUUUAGAAGAAACACAUAAAGAAGAAAUCAGUCUUCUGCAAAAAAGAUUAUAGUGGUUUGCUGAAAAUCAGGAACUUCUGGAUAGAGAUGCAGUUCGGCUUAAAGAAGCAAAUGAAGAAAUUGAGAAGCUCAGACUUGAGGUCAAGAAACUGAAAGCUGAAUCUGGAAAUCCUUCUCUUCAGCAGAAGAUACACUUGAAAGAUAGAGCAGCUGAUGCCAAAAAAAUUCAGGAUCUAGAGAGACAAGUUAAGGAAAUGGAAGGAAUUCUAAAGAGAAGAUAUCCCAAUUCUUUACCUGCUUUAAUAUUGGCUGCAUCAGCUGCUGGUGAUACAGUGGACAGAAAUACAGUAGAAUUUAUGGAAGAAAGGGUAAAAAUACUGGAAGCUGAUCUGGAGGGCAAAGAUGCCGGACGCUUUCACAGGCGUUUCGGUCCAUUCAGUUUUCGGUAUGAACAGAGACUAGAGGAGCAAGAGCUACUUGCCUCCAGAUUGAGGGUAGCACCUCAGAACCAGUGUGGGGACCCCUCCAAACUUAAAGCACCAGAGAAGGAACUCAGCGACAUGAAGGAAGCCCAUCAAGUCACUGUAAGAAACCUUGAAUCUGAGAUAGGCAUUCUUAAACAUCAGAAAGCUGAAUUGGAACUCAAAAGAAAAGAUGAAGAUGAUAAAGAUUUCCAGUCUAUAGAAUUCCAGGUGGAACAGGCUCAUGCCAAAGCUAAACUGAUGAGACUUAAUGAGGAGCUGGCUGCAAAGGGGAGAGAAAUAGAAGACCUUUCAAAAACUGUGGAGAGGCUUCAGAAGGAGAGAAGGACAAUGCUCUCUAGUCAUUCUGAGGGUAGAGAGGAAGCGACUACAAACAGGGUGAAGAAAGGCGUGCCACCCGCAGGGAAAGGGGACGCGCUCUCCUCCUCUGCAGCGCUGGGGGACAGACUUUACCAACCAGAUGCUUUUAUAGAUUCCCAUCUUCCAGAGGUUUUACAAGAAAACUGCAGAUUGAAAAGUGAACUGCAGAGAUUAACUGUAGAGAUGAAUGAGCUGCAGAUGAAAUCUGAUGUAGCAAUGAAUCAAUUAGAAGACUCCAUGAAAAGGAUCAAGGAAGAUGCUGCAGCAAUCACGUCUCUGAAAGCCUCUCAUCAGAGGGAAAUAGAGAAACUCCUUUGCCAAAAUGCAGUAGAAAAUUCUUCUUCUAAAGUAGCCGAAUUAAAUCGCAAACUAGCAACUCAAGAGGUACUUAUAAAGCAUUUCCAAAAUCAGGUUAAUGAGCUGCAGGGUAAACAGGAGUCUCUUGUAGUUUCUCAAGUUCGAGAAGAAAUUCUACAGAAAGAGAUAGCAAAACUCUUAGAGGAAUUGAGAGAAGCCAAAGAAAACCAUACACCAGAGAUGAAACAUCUCAUGGGCUUAGAAAAGAAAAUUAAACAGAUGGAAAUAAGACAUGAACAAAGAGAGCAGGAACUUCAACAGAUCAUACAGCAAACCCAGCAAGUAGUAGAAACCGAACAAAGCAAAGAAAUCGAGAAGUGGAAAAGAGUUGCCCAGUUGAAGAAUCGUGAGCUGGACAAGUUCCGCACAGAGCUGGACUCCGUAUUAGACGUCCUCCGAGAGCUGCACCGGCAGGGGGCGGGGGUCCCCGCUGCUUCGGCAGCCGCCCUGAGGGCACCAGAGUGUCACUAGAGACUCGCAGGGCCUCACAGGAGGACUUGGGAAUGGAUGGUGGAUGGGAUUGUGCCAAUUUCGAAGGAAGUUUUGAAAACAACAAGCAACUAACACAAAAGGAACAUUUCAAAACAAAUUGCCCUUAACCAAUAAGAAAAAAAUAGCACUAUGGUAUCUUACUGAAAAUCAUUAAACCAGUCACACUUUAAAUCAUUUAUGGACAGGUCCCUUUAUGUCCAUGCUUAGAACCAGUAAGGUUUAUUGACACAUGCUAAGGAAAGGAAAGCGCAGAUAUGCAGCCAUCAUUGACUAAAUGUUAUUCCCAAUUCUCCGUGACAGAAAAGCAGCUCCUCUUUCUCUUGGAAAUGGGGAGGAAUGUGAGCACGUGGCAUGCACAGUCACAUGGACGGUCCCCUGAGUAGCAGAGCUUCCAUGAUGACUUAACAAGACCUGUGACGUCCGCACAGGAAGCAGGUGAGCUCUCGUGUUUUCCCUCGGAGCUCCACUCCUGCCUCUAGUUGCCUCCCGUCUGUACUCGAUAUCAGGUGAAAAUGUAUUUUACGAGCACUAAGAGGAUUUGAUUUAUUCAUUGUUUUAAUCUUUUAUGCUGUGUGUCUUAAAUGCAGUCCUUGUCUGUAACUCUAAGAUUAUAAACAGAACAUAACAUUUUUACUUUCUCUACUUAAAAACUAAUAUACGUUCAUUAGAAAAAAGCAUGCA